Melopsittacus undulatus (budgerigar) is the source of this 2925-nucleotide messenger RNA. RefSeq names its product transmembrane protein 123 (gene TMEM123). Lineage: Eukaryota; Metazoa; Chordata; Aves; Psittaciformes; Psittaculidae. The transcript is spliced from 6 exons. The record is from RefSeq and is a predicted model, not a curated record. Gene Ontology annotation, cellular component: cytoplasmic vesicle. The coding region runs from base 226 to 807 and encodes 193 amino acids.
UCUCCUCCCCCUACCAUAACACGCGACCGUCCCGCCUGCUGGAAAACCGGCUGGACGAGGGGGGCCGGACCUCGGCGGGACGUCCCCGUGGAGGGGCGGGCUGAGGCUGCGGCCUGCGUUGAGGAGGCGGCACCGCUCGGUUCAGCCGUCCGCUUGUCUCCGCUGUGCCGGCCCGGGCAGGCAGCGCCCGGCGUGCUCCGGUGGUCCCGCGUACCCUCGGUGGCCAUGCGGCUCUUCACCGGCGCUUCCAGCGCAAUGCGGACGGCAGCACUGCUGCUGCUGCUCGCUCCCGGUUCCGGAAGUGUAGAGAUGAUGAAUACCAGCAGUACUACGCCCUUCACAACGAUUCCAGACCCUAAGUUGAAAGGCAAUAGUAGUUUGCCCUCCAAUCUCACUGUUGCGUCAUCUACAAAAUCAACAGCAACAUCUAUAGUAGGUACAUCCACCCAUACUACUCACCCAACCAGCACCAGUCAGCCCAUCAACACCACUAUGUCUGUCAUCUUGACGACUCAACCCACCAAAACCAGCGAGACAACAAGAUUCACCAGAGCUCCAUCAGUCACAUCAUCACAACCGAAUAUUACAGUGGUGACUACUUCCAAGAUUUCUUUCACUUCUGUAACAGGCACAUCAAAAUCUGAGGCUGUCAUAGUCAAAACCUCCAGAUUUGAUGUGGGCAGUUUUGUAGGUGGCAUUCUGCUGACGCUUGGAGCCCUAGUUAUUCUCUACAUUGGAUGCAAAACCUAUCACGCUAGAAGAGGCGUUCAGUACAGAACCAUUGAUGAACAUGAUGCCAUCAUUUAAAGAGACUUCAGGGAAGAAGAAACCCAUCCUGUCACAGCUGUUUAACUUGCUUCUGAAAGAGUUUCUUUCAUAAAGAUGAUAUGAAUCUCUAGACCUGCCUUCGGUGUGAUCCUGCAAAAUGUUGAGAAGCAGUUUAAACAUCCUGAUUUUUUUGCAUUGGCUUUCAUCAGGAGAAGAGGAACUCAGUGCCCUGUAGAGACAGUAUUUUCUUUUUCCAGUAUUUGUAACCAAAUGUAAAGAAACACACAUCUUGAGUCAUUUUCAGGUACACACACAAGUCUAAAAUAGCACAGUGGAUCAGACUUGCAAUUUAGUUAUUUCUCACAGACUAUAAAUCCGGUGUGUUCUAUAAUGGAUAUAGUAGAUUAAUUAGGAUACAUUUGAGACCAGGCAUAGGUUUUUGCAAGUAAAAUGGGGUAUUUUUUUCCUAAGGUUUUGUAUUAAAUUGUAUUUAUUUUGAAGUUUAAUGUAAACUGUAGUUUAGAAAUUUUGGAUUUUGAACAGCUCAGUUUUUAUUGCGCUAUAAGGGGACAUGGUUUGCUAACUGCAUAGGAGGUAAUAAUGGGGAAAAGGCCUAAAGUUGUACCAGGGGAGGUUUAGAUUGAAUUUUAUAAAAAAACUUCUUCACCCCAUCCAAGGGUUGUCAAACACUGGAUUCGACUGCCCAGGGAAGUGGUGGAGUCACUGUUCCUGGAGGUUAAAAGAUGUAUAGAUGCAGCACUUGGGGACAUGAUUUAGUGGCAUGGUAGACUUGGCAGUGCUGAAUUAACAGUUGGACUUGAUUAUCUUUCUUAAGGGUCUUUUCCAACCUAAAUGAGUCUAAUGUGUACUUACAACUUCAGUCAUUAUCUCACCAGUGACCUGCAAAGACUUUCCUGAGCCUAGCUGCAGGAAGCGUGGACAGACUGGAGAUACCCAUCCAUCAAUCCUUUCCUCCAAAUGGGCGCUUAUAAGAAAACAGCCUAUAUGAUCCAUAGCUUCAUUCUUAUAGCAUGUUCUACUAACGAAGCACGUGCAAUUGAAAGUAAAAUAAAAAUGGGAAAAUCUAAUUGCACCUUCAUAAAUAUGAAAAAGUAUGAAAACUGCUUCUGAAAAUUGGCUUUAAGUUGAAUGUAGCAAUUCCUUGAAUCUGUAUGUAAUGUUUUAGCAGCAUUUGAUAAGCACUGGAAGUUACAAAGAGAAGUGGAAAAUGUGUAAGAUAGCAUUUUAGAAAAAUAUGAUCUGUGUUUUUACAACUAUUUUCAGAACUUGGUACUGCUGCACACGUGUACAGGGGCCUGGUCAAAAAGCCACUGAAGGCAAUGGGCCAUGUCUCAUAAGGCCUUUAGAUUAAGGCCCAAACACACUGGGGGUCCUGUGCAAGAUGGUUGAUGCUGCUUCUGUAUCAGUUCUGCACUGAGGUAAACCUUCUGGCUUCAGUAGGUGGGCUCCUGAUUUACACUGAUGUAAGGAAAACUAGAGCAAGAGUCAAGAAACUGAAUAAUUAUUCAGUCCUGCUCAGGCUCUGCUUAUAGACCUGUCCUUGGUGAAGAGAAUUGGUGUGGGACUUGACCAUCCUGGUUACUGCUGCCACUACAUAUCAUGCAGGGCCCAGUGGGGAGGUAGGCACAGUUGAGGAAGGUCACAACAGGAACUGCAUGUAGCUCUGUCAGGGAAAUGGGGUACAGCUCAUCAGGGAAAAUAAGACUACAGCUCUGACACAGGUUAACUUUUUUGUUGAGCAAUAGUUUAUUCUGAGAUGCAAUGUUAAAGUGGCUGUAUUUUUCCUUUACAAGCAGUAAAACUGUUGAGUCCAAGGCACAGUUGGCUCCAGCAAACAAUGGCUAAUGAGUAGCCUUAAUAGCACCAGCCAGGCACCUGAUGUGGGCAUAGCAGGUUUGGUUUGGUUUUUAUUGAGGUCAUGAUCCAGGGGGAAGAGUGAUUUGAAAGUUAACUUUUUGUGAUUUCUUCUAAUUGCAUUUAGUGGAAAACCUGGGUUUGACUUGAAGAGUUUGUAAACAAUUCUUCACUAGAACUGUAGAUCCUUUGUAGAAAUUAAGAAAAUUAAGUGCAACAGUUACUGGGAUUACCUCUAUUGUACAGAUAAGUAAAUAAAAUUUAAUCUUUGGAGUUACUAUA